Messenger RNA from Prorocentrum cordatum, 1082 nucleotides. Lineage: Eukaryota; Dinophyceae; Prorocentrales; Prorocentraceae. The record is from the annotation of a GenBank genome assembly.
AGAGCGUCGGGCUCGAGCAGGCCGAGGGGCCGCCCCGCCCCGCCAGCCUCCCCGCCGCUGCGCGGCGCUGGACACCCACCGCCGGCGGACCACCCAUGGCGGCGGAACUCGAGGAGCCGAGGAAGCCGCAGAACGCCUACUGGAUCUGGCUCGGCGAGAGCCGCGAGGCGCUGGCGAAGGAGGCUGGCAGCGGGAAGGCGCCAGUCAUCGGCAAGCUCGCAGGCGACAAGUGGAAGGCCAUGUCGGCCGCGGCCAGGAAGCCUUUCGAGGACCGUGCGGCGAAGCUGAAGUCCGAGUACGAGGCGGCCAUGGAGAAGUUCAAGGCUGGCGGCGGCCAGGUGGGCAAGCGGCGCCUGGAGAAGAAGGAGGCGAAGGACGCGAAGCAGGCCAAGGUGGCCAAGAAGGCGAAACACGACGCCGAGAAGGCGUCCGGGAAGCCGCCGCGGCCGCAGAACGCCUACUGGAUGUGGCUCGGCGAGAACCGCGAGGCGCUGACGAAGGAGGCCGGCACCGCCAAGGGUCCCGUCGUCGGCAAACUCGCGGGCGAGAAGUGGAAGGCGCUGCCGGCGGCGGUCAAGAAGCCGUUCGAGGACAGGGCCGCGGUGCUGAAGGCCGCGUACGACAAAGCCCUCGCGGAGUGGAAGGAGAGCAACGGCGGCGGCGAGGACGGCGGCGAGGACGCCGAUGACACGGCGGUCCUUGGCGGAGCUUAGCCGAUCGGCGGCGGCGAGGGCGGCGGCGUGCAUAAGGAGGGCACGGCGGUCCUCGGCUUAGGUCGGGCAUGUCCCCCUACAUACUAUUUUUGGACUAUUUUUGAACAUUUCUCCUGUAGAGGGACAGGCCCGACUUAAUCCUCGGCGGAUCCUAGCCGGUUCGAAUUCAGCUGCAGGCAUGCGCGGCCUCGACUCGGUGUCUCGAGCACUCCGACUGUGCGCAGUCUGCCACCAGCACUGCUGGCCCAGCUGGUGCGAGAGGCGCACACUGGGUAGGCGCCGCCGGCUGUGGGGCUAGCCGGGCGCCGACUUUGACCGUUCCUCGUGUCUGCGUGCUGGUCUUCUCUUUGCUCAUCUCGACUUCCAUCU